Oryza brachyantha (malo sina) is the source of this 2411-nucleotide messenger RNA. RefSeq names its product probable NAD kinase 1. The transcript is spliced from 11 exons. Bases 269 to 1978 code for a protein of 569 amino acids. NCBI's taxonomy places the organism in Eukaryota, Viridiplantae, Streptophyta, Magnoliopsida, Poales, Poaceae. Gene Ontology annotation, molecular function: NAD+ kinase activity. The record is from RefSeq and is a predicted model, not a curated record. Gene Ontology annotation, biological process: NADP+ biosynthetic process; NAD+ metabolic process.
UCGGGGGGGAGGUGGUGGUGGUGCUCCUCCUCACCAUCACCAGCGUCACCUCGCCUCGCCUCACCUCGGGUCGGCGUCGCCUCUCACCACCCAACCACCGGUCCACCACCACCCACCUCUCCUCUCCCCCUCCCCUCCCCUCUGCGCGAGCCCGCCCAACCACACGAGAAUUUCCUUUUUUGUGCGGCGGCGACGACCGGAGCGGAGCGGAGCGGAGCUCGGGAGCUGUGCUUUGCCGAGCUGAGGAGGCGAACCGGAUCGCGCCGCCAUGUCGCUCGACGAGCUCCCCCAGAAGGAGCUGGCGUCCUCCGAGGCAAUUCAGUUCGCGCGGUCGGAUUCCAGGUUCCGGAGCCUUAGCCCCGCGCCCAUCCCCAUCCCAACUGCCCCAAGCUUCAGAUCACUGGUCGACCCGGUUUCUGACGAGAGAUUAAACCAUGAUAUUGUGACAUCACAUGAAAGUGAAAACGGGUCCAUCUCCACAGUUAGCUCAACAGUUAGUUCAAUUGAAUCAGAGAAGGCAGCUUAUGAAUUCCUUGCUCAAACUCCUAUCAAGUCAACUGAUGCACACCUUGUUGAGUUUUCAGAAGCAAUGAGAACUGUUGCAAAAGCAUUGCGACGAGUUGCAGAAGGGAAAGCUUCUGCUCAAGCUGAGGCAGCAGAGUGGAGGCGUAAAUAUGAAUUAGAGAUGGCACACAAACAACAGAGUAAAAUCAAAGGCUAUGGCAGUUGUACCAAUAGUGAAUUAGAAAAAUUGGCCAGCCAACUAACACUGGAGAUGCCUGCAUCCGAUCAAUCGGGAUGUUGUGGAAAUCAUGGUAUAUGCUCACAUGAGGUUCUACAGGAUGAAAGUCCUGGUCCUAACCCCCGAUCUAGUCAAAAGAUGGUGAGUAGAAAGGCAUCAUUUAGACUUUCAUGGGGAUGCAAUGGGGAUAAAAACGGCCAGCACAAGCAUGAUUUUGUGUCAUUUGAAAAAGGAGAUAUAACAACAGCGGAGCGCAGCAACAAGCAGAUUUUGCUGAAAUGGGAAUCCUCACCACAAACAGUUCUUUUUAUAACCAAACCUAAUUCUAACUCUGUGCGCGUACUUUGUGCUGAAAUGGUCAGAUGGCUUAAGGAACAUAAAAAUAUAAAUGUUGUUGUAGAGCCACGUGUUAGUAAGGAACUAUUAACAGAAGAUUCCUACUAUAACUUCAUCCAAACAUGGGAUGAUGAUGAGGAGAUAAAGAUGUUGCACACGAAGGUUGAUCUCAUUGUAACUCUCGGCGGUGAUGGAACUGUUUUAUGGGCUGCAUCGUUGUUCAAAGGGCCGGUGCCUCCGGUUGUUGCAUUCUCACUAGGAUCACUGGGAUUCAUGACACCUUUCCCAAGUGAGCAAUAUCGUGAUUGUCUGGACAAUGUGCUGAAUGGACCAUUUAGCAUCACACUGAGAAACCGUCUACAGUGCCAUUUAAUCCGUGAUGCAGCAAAGGAUGAACUUGAGACCGAGGAGCCAAUCCUAGUGUUAAAUGAAGUCACAAUUGACCGUGGCAUAUCAUCUUACCUUACCUACUUGGAGUGCUACUGUGAUAGUUCUUUCGUGACAUGUGUACAAGGGGAUGGACUAAUCAUAUCAACAACAUCUGGAAGCACAGCAUAUUCAUUGGCAGCCGGAGGAUCCAUGGUUCAUCCACAGGUUCCAGGAAUCCUGUUCACGCCGAUCUGUCCGCAUUCCCUGUCCUUCAGGCCUUUGAUACUGCCCGAGUAUGUAACUCUCCGAGUGCAAGUGCCAUAUAACAGCAGGGGGCAAGCUUGGGCAUCUUUCGAUGGCAAAGAUCGGAAGCUGCUGUCACCCGGCGACGCUCUCAUCUGCAGCAUUUCUCCAUGGCCCGUGCCCACAGCUUGCCUGGUGGACUCAACAACCGAUUUCCUCCGCAGCAUCCACGAGGGCCUCCACUGGAACCUCAGGAAGUCCCAGUCAUUCGACGGCCCGCGUGAUUGAUCCAGCUCCUAGACACGAGUCCAGCGUCAGCUGGGCAAAGGCGCUGGUUGAUUCGUUUUCUGUCCGUCAGAUUUCAGAAGAGUUUCCCACAGUCCAGCUAACACAAAGCGGAUAAAUGUACCUAGCAGAGUCCUGUUGUUUCUUGUUGGUAUGUCUCCUUUACCAUUCCAUAUAGAUACAGAAGGUUGUUGCGUGUAGAGUUGGGGGUAGUACUGGAGACUGAAGAAUGAAUGAAUCGAAAUAGAAGUAUAUACAGUGGCCAUGAAUGUAUAACAGUAUACAUGGCAGACAACAUAUACUGAUAUGGACUGCAUCUAUAGUAGCUGCAUGGGAGAGUAGGUGCCGGUGACAAGUCAUCAAACUGUAACAUACAACAUGUAUACUGGUGUAUGUACCUCCGAUGAUCCGAAUGAAAUAAUUUGACUAUGCAAAA